AUACACAAGGGAUGCCUAUUUGAACGAGGCAACUAACUGCUAGACCUUAGCUCACACACAGUCCGUAAUAUGGCGGGCGGAGAAGUGUACUUCGAGAAGCUAAGGCCGCCAGAGGUUGCCGAAUGUUUGACCAGAGGAUCCACAUUUAUAAAAUGGGAUGAUGACUCUACAACCGGCCAAAAAUGUGUUGUGAAAGUAGAUCAAGCUGGUCACUUAAUCUAUUGGAAAGCCGAAGACAAAGAGACAGAUUUUUUGGAGCUAACUUUCAUUCGUGACAUUAGGACAGGUAGAUCGGCUCGAAUGCCAAAGGAUCCCAAGUUAAGAGACUCUGUGAGAACUGGUGGUACAGACGAGGAAUUGCUAAACAAAACAGUAACGAUAGUACAUGGAACGAAUAUGGUAGAUGUGAUUUUCAUCAAUCUAGUAUCAGGUUCAGCAAAUAUUGCCACUCAAUGGACUGAAGCAUUAAACAAACUGAUACAUAAUAUUCUGGCAAUUAAUGUAUGCCCAUCGACAUAUCUUCAGAAACAUUAUACAAAGCUCUGUGUCACGGUUAGCCCAGAUGGAAAAGUUCUAGUCAAAAAUAUUAUCAAAUAUAUUACUAGCUCUAGUAAAGAAGACAGGAAACGGGUGCAAGAAGCCUUGCAGUCUGUUGGUUUACCACAUGGAAAGAAUGAUCUAAUAAGUCUAGAUGAAUUCACUUUUGAAAUUUUCCUCAAGUUCUACAAUCGACUUUGCAAUAGACAAGAUAUUGAUAAAAUUUUCUCUGAAAUUGCAAAGAAAAAGCCUUAUUUAACGACAGAACAAGUAGUGGAUUUUAUUAAUAACAACCAACGAGACCCUCGGUUGAACGAAAUUCUGUUUCCCUACUGUGAUCCUGAGAAGGCACAAGAAAUUAUUAACAAAUACGAGCCCAAUAAGGACUUUGUGAAAAAAGGACAUUUCUCGGUCCGUGGCUUAACAAGAUACCUCAUGAGUUAUGAUAACACAAUCAUCAAUCCAGACAGACUGUCCAUUCAUCAGGACAUGACACAGAAUCUAGCACAUUAUUUUAUUAAUUCUUCACAUAAUACGUACCUAACAGGCCAUCAAUUAACAGGAAAAUCAUCUGUAGAGAUUUACAGACAAGUACUGUUAAUAGGUUGUCGUUGUAUAGAGUUGGACUGCUGGGAUGGCAGAACAGAAGAACAAGAACCAGUAAUUACUCAUGGAAUGACAUUUUGUACUGAAAUUGCUUUCAAGGAUGUGAUAGAAGCCAUCGCAGAGUGUGCCUUCAAGACAACUGACUAUCCAGUGAUCCUAUCCUUUGAAAACCACUGCACCCCCAAACAACAGUCCAAGAUGGCUGCCUACUGUGUGAACAUCUUCGGAGACAUGCUGCUUGAUAAACCACUAGAAGAGUAUCCACUUGAGGAUGGCAAACCUCUACCUUCCCUCAAAUCAUUAUUAAGAAAAAUCAUAAUCAAGAAUAAAAAAAGAACGUCUAAACGAGAGGAAGGAAAUGAAAAUGACACUUCUGCUCAGACCACUAUAACUGACAAUACCACAGAAAAUGGUGAAAAUAAACCAGAAAUGAAUGGUGAAGUAGUAGAGAACAACGAUAAUUCAAAAGAUCGAGACCAAGUAGAAGAAGAAGCUGCACCAGAUACAGCUCUAUCUGAACUGGUCAACUACAUCCAACCAGUUCACUUCAAAAGCUUUGAGAACUCUGCAAAAAAAAAUAGAUCAUUUGAAAUGUCAUCAUUUGUGGAGACUGUUGCAACGGGACAGCUAAAGGAAAAACCUGUAGAAUUUGUCAAUUAUAAUAAGAGACAACUUAGUCGUAUAUACCCUAAAGGAACGAGAGUGGGAUCUGAAAACUUCAUGCCGCAGAUUUUUUGGAAUGCUGGUUGUCAGUUGGUUGCACUCAAUUUCCAGACUUUAGAUUUACCAAUGAUGUUGAAUUUAGGAAUAUUUGAAUACAAUGGCAGAUGUGGGUAUUUACUGAAGCCUAGUUUCAUGAGAAGACCAGAUAGAACAUUUGAUCCAUUUGCAGAGUCUACUGUUGAUGGUAUCAUCGCUGGGGCAGUAACAGUCAAAGUCAUAAGUGGUCAGAUGCUGACAGACAAGAAAGUUGGUACAUACGUAGAAGUAGACAUGUAUGGGCUCCCUGCAGACACUGUCAGGAAAAAAUACAGAACUAAAGUUGUCCCAAACAAUGGAAUAAAUCCUGUUUAUGAUGAAGAACCUUUCGAAUUUAAGAAGGUUGUAUUGCCAAGUCUUGCUGUCCUGAGAAUAGCUGUGUAUGAAGAAAGUGGUAAACUCAUUGGUCAGAGAGUAUUACCAGUUGAUGGACUCCAUCCAGGUUAUCGGCACAUAAAGCUAAGAAAUGAAUGUAAUCAACCUUUAUGCCUUCCUACGAUAUUUGUCAACAUUGUUACCAAAGACUAUGUUCCAUCAGGUUUUGAAGAUUUUGCUGCCGCUUUGUGUGAUCCAAUUGCCUACCAGUCUCAGGAAGAAAAGAGACAGCAACAGCUUGCUGCUCUUUUGGAUGAGGAGGAGGAGGUUGAUGGAGAUGAGGUAUUUGAAGAACGUCCACCUGAGGAAACAACUAAAGGUACCAGUACACCAAAGAAUCAGAACCAACAACCUGAGGAAAAAUCUAAAUUUAAAAGCAUGUCAUUCAAAAGAUCAGAACCAAGAGAUUCCUUAUCAGCAACAGAAGCAAUCUUAGGCCAACGUCGGGGCUCAUCAAUCUCCCAAUUCGUCCAUCGUGAAAGUCUUCGUGACACAUUUGGAGCUGGAAUGAAACCACAACUACAGCAUCAAGUCUCCAGUCCUUAUCCAGUAUCAGGAAGAGCACAGUCUCUACAGACACCACCACCAUCAGAAACAACUGCCCUCUGCAAGAGAACGUUCAGUGCUAAGAGAAGAGAAGGCAAGACCACAUCCCUUAUUAUCACCUCAGAGCCAGUCUACCACUGGUCACGGUCAUCCACACUGGUUCCUAAGCGUCGACCAAAAACAGAGGAAGACAUGUCGUGGAACCACAUAUAUGUGAAGGUUGAAGCUAUGACCAUAGAGCAGCUCAAGGAACAAAAGAAUUAUGUGAAGUUGUUGCAGAAGAACAAAAAGGAACAUGAUAUCUUGGUAAAGAAACAUGAAAAGGAGAAAGAUAAACUACAGAAAGGACAUUUCCUUGAACAGGACAAAAUGUUCAAAGACCUUGAAAAAGAAAAGAGUUCCUUAAAAAGACGGAUUGAAAAAGAACUAAGAAAAGCUGAAAAGAAGGGAAGUUAUGAAGAGACAUACAAAAGAGGAAUGGAUGAAAUCAAUUCCCUUUCCAAGGCACACGACAGUAAGGUUGAUGGCCUUAAAAGGGUACAUAGAGAUCACAUGAUUGAGUUGUUACAGCGUCAACUGGCUGAGCAGCUAGAAUUUUCCAAAAAGCAAAUUGACCCACAAUAUGAGGAACUAGACCGAGUCUUGCAGCAGUCUCAUGAAGACCAGUUAAAGUUAUUAGAUGACGUUCAUGCCAGACAAAUGAAUGACUUGAAGAAAGACCAAGACAAGAUGAACAGAGAAGAACUGAAAUUUUUAUCAAGACAUGUCAAAGAAAAAGAUGAAUUACAGAGGAGAAAGAGAGAACAAAACAAGAAGCAUAUUGAGCAGUCAGUCAAGGAAAGACAUAAGAUGAAAGACUUUCAUGAAAAAGAAAAGGAAGAAUUAAUUGUCGAACAGCAAAAGAUUUCAGAACAGAUGAAAUCAGACAAAGACAAGACUGUAAAGGAGCUACAAGCCCUGUACGACAAAAAAUACCAGUCAAUUCCAAGCUGCAACUUAGAAUCAAUUCAUGCAAAUCUGUUUGCUGAGGACAAGAUUACAAGUCUGUAGAAAUGAAUUAUUUGAGCAAUCAAAAAUAAGAUAUUUAUUGCUAGAUAUUGCAAAAUUAUUCCAAAUUCUUAUUUAAAUAGUAAUGAGUUACGAGUCAUCUAACAAAUCUAAUAUGCAUUCAAAGAUGGCUUUUCAUUAGACAAAUGUACAGAUACACYGACUCUGACAGACAAAAAAACAUGAAAAUAACAACUUAAUAAUUGCAGUUCUUAUCCAUCAAUAAUUAUCAUUACAGCAAUGGGGGAAUAAAAAUUAAUGCUGUCAGACAGCAUUUUAAAAUAUCAUUGUUAUGAGCAAUUGUUUGGAAACAAUGUUUAUAGGUUAAAUUACAGUGAUUGUUAGGCGACAUCACCAUUGCUAGGCAGCAGUGUUGUUUCUAGGUGUUAAUAUUGCUAUGCAGCAUCAUCAUUGCUAGGCAAAAGUGCUGUUGCUAGCUAACAGUAUUAUUGCUAGGCAACAGUGUUGUUGCUAGUGGACAAUAUUACUAUGAAACAGUAUUAUGGCUAGACAACAGAGUGGUUGCUAGGUACUGGUAUUAUUGCUUGGCAACAGUGUUUAAACUAGCAGCAGUAGGUCAGCUUUGUUUGUUUGACUUUUUCUGGCUCAAAGACAGAGUUGAUAGACUGGAUUUAAGAGUCACUUUAAGCAAAACUAAGAUAUUAGGACUUAAAUAAUUAAUUUAUUGCACUGUAAAAUAACCAAGUUUGUGAUUUAGGUUGUAUGUCCUCAGCUACAGAGAAUUUUCUUGUGACUUAAAAAAUAUGCUAGACUGGAAUAAGUAGACAUAACCAGGGAUAUCACUGUUGUUUUACAGAAGGGAAAGAGAUCAAGCUUCAAUAUUGUUUCAUAAUCAUGAAAGCUGCAUUGCUAAAAAUUAAAGUUUUUGAGUAAUUUUUCAGUUUCUUACACAUUUGUUUUACUUUUCACAAUUUUUGUAUCUUUAACUAAAAACAAAGAACUCAGACAAGAAGUUUUAUCUCUCUCUUUUAUCCCUACAGCUCACAGUUUUCAUUAUUUUAUAUUCUUUUGAUAUAACAAGUGAAAGAAGAUGCAACAAUUGCUAAAUAUGUAAAUAAUGGAAAAAGGGGGUUAAAUUCAUUAUUAAUGGCUUCUAGUAGGUAUCAUUAUAAAAAGAAGAUAUUUUAUAUGCCUUCUGCAAAACCUGUAGUACAGACAAGCUAUUUGUGACUAGUGGUUUCUGACUAGUGGCCCGCCAUGCCAGGUUGCACUAUGUAARAGUAAUUGGAUGUAUAGAAAUACGGUUGAACCUCUAUUAAAGCAGCUAACCUCUAAGUCCCAAA
Actinia tenebrosa (Australian red waratah sea anemone) is the source of this 5174-nucleotide messenger RNA. RefSeq names its product 1-phosphatidylinositol 4,5-bisphosphate phosphodiesterase beta-1. The record is from RefSeq and is a predicted model, not a curated record. NCBI's taxonomy places the organism in Eukaryota, Metazoa, Cnidaria, Anthozoa, Actiniaria, Actiniidae. Gene Ontology annotation, molecular function: phosphatidylinositol-4,5-bisphosphate phospholipase C activity; calcium ion binding. Gene Ontology annotation, biological process: lipid catabolic process; phosphatidylinositol-mediated signaling; release of sequestered calcium ion into cytosol. Gene Ontology annotation, cellular component: cytoplasm.